Ctenopharyngodon idella (grass carp) is the source of this 4483-nucleotide messenger RNA. RefSeq names its product cadherin 27 (gene cdh27). The record is from RefSeq and is a predicted model, not a curated record. Bases 1 to 2484 code for a protein of 827 amino acids. Gene Ontology annotation, cellular component: catenin complex; adherens junction; plasma membrane. NCBI's taxonomy places the organism in Eukaryota, Metazoa, Chordata, Actinopteri, Cypriniformes, Xenocyprididae. The transcript is spliced from 17 exons. Gene Ontology annotation, molecular function: calcium ion binding; cadherin binding. Gene Ontology annotation, biological process: homophilic cell-cell adhesion; adherens junction organization; cell morphogenesis.
AUGUUCAGCUCUUUAGUGCUUGUGGGAAUUAUCUGUCUGAGCAGCACAGAGCCUCUCAAACGCCAUAAAAGAGCAUGGAUUAUAGACUCGUUUGACAUCGUGGAGGAACACCCGGGGCCUUUCCCUUAUGAAUUGGGGCAGAUUAAACUGGACCGUAGCUAUUUAGUGGAGUUCAUGCUAAAAGGCAAAGGUGUGGAUGAAGACCCAAAGGGUGUCCUGUCUAUUGAUUCGAGCACAGGAGUCAUUAAAGUCCACCGUAAGGUCGACUUUGAGCAAUACAGUGUUUUGAUGCUGACCUUUCAAGCAAGAAAUAAAUCCAACUUGGCCAUAGACACACAACUAGGCAUGGAGGUCAACAUACUGGACAUCAAUGACAACCCGCCAAUAUUCCAGAGAAAAGUUUAUGAUGUCACUAUAAAUGAGGCAGCAAAACAAGGUAGUUUUGUUGUUGGUGUAUUAGCAAUUGAUAAGGAUGCAGCGGGAACUCUGAAUUCCACCAUUGAUUACAAAAUCAUUUCCGUAGCUCCAGCCACUAAAAAUACGGAAUUCUAUAUCCAAGACAGUGGUGCAAUAUCGUUUAAAGGAUGCUUUGAUUAUGAGGUGGCUAAUAAAUACACUAUAAUAGUUGAAGCAAAGGAUCGUGGAGAAGUUGUAAAGUUGUCAAGCACAGCAACCAUAAUUCUCAACAUUCAGGAUGGCAACAACCAUAUACCAGUUAUCACAGGGCAAACGGGUUCAGGGUAUGUGGUGGAGGGGACGAAAGGUAUCUCCCCUCUCAAAAUACACACAACUGAUACUGACACCCGUCUCACUCCAGCAUGGAGGGUCAGAUACUCCAUACAAGGGGAUAAAGGUGGUCACUUCUCCAUUCACACUGAUCCAGACACCAAUGAUGGAAUCCUCACAGUGAUUAAGCCCCUAGACUUUGAAAAACAAGCAGAACAAAAACUCACCAUCUUUGUAGAGAAUGAAGAGCCUUAUUUCUUUUGUGAGGUGAAGGCUAAACCUGCAGAUGGCCUCUGGACCGUCAUCACAAAUCCAUCAAAACCAUCCUCUAUUAAUAUUACCAUAACAGUGGAAGAUGCAAAUGAUCCUCCAUACUUCCCAGAUCCAAAAAGGAAAGUAAAUAUGGAAGAAAAUGGUGUUAUUGGAGCAUUUGUGGACAGAGUGACAGCAGUCGAUCCUGACACUGGACGUCCUCACAAACUAGAGUAUUCUAUUGAACAAGAUCCUGCAGGUUGGUUCAGAGUAGACAAAACAACCGGGGAAAUCUUUGUAAAAGAGGCAUUGGACAGAGAGUCAAGUCAUGUGACGAACGGGACUUAUACAGUCACUGUCCUUGUGACAGAGAAGGAUGACCAUCCUCCAAUGACAAGCACUGCUACAAUUCAGAUCCACAUCGAAGACAAGAACGAUAAUGUCCCCUUGUUAAAGGAGAACAUGGUUUCUGUCUGUCAGUCUGAUGAAGUGUCAAGUACAGAGAUCACAGCCUAUGACCCUGAUGGGGAUCCAUACAGCGGACCAUUCAGUUUUGAAGUAAUAGGAGAUCAUAAGGAUAAAUGGAGCUUUGACCCCAGCCAUGGUAACACAGUGCAUUUGGUGAAGGAUAAAAGUGUUCAUGCCAGUCUGUACACACUGAUUUUGAAAAUCUCUGAUAAACAGGGCAGGUUUGUCCUUCAGAAUCUCUCUGUUGCCGCAUGUGAUUGUGCUGUCUCACCAAACUGUCUGCUGCAGCGCAACACACAGCAAACAGUAGGAAGUGGUGUCAUAGGAAUUACCAUCUUUGCCGUGCUGAUGAUUUUGGCAAGCCUGUUGCUGUCCCUAACUUGCUCUUGUGGGACUGUGAAGUCUCUGGUGGAAGUAGACAAUGUCUUAGAAGAUGCCCUUCUGCCUUCUAACAUUGAGAAACCUGGCACUGAUUGUGUGGUCCCGACUAUUCUACUGAAGAAAACAUCUGUAAGUCAGUCAAAGGAAGCAACUCUUGUCAAUAAUGGGGUUCAACAGACAUCUGACAUUCAGCAGGUAUCUAGCAAUGUUAUAGCCACUCAGAGUCUCCCAGUUCAAGUGGAUGACCGUUGGUCUAGAGGCAGAUCACAGUAUUCUAGUGAGAAACAGGCAUGGAUGCGGAAACAAAUCCAGUAUCAGAGUGAGAACCACUACCAGGGUUCAACAUUUAGCAGGAGGAACUCACAAAGAAGAAAGAGUGCCUAUUUCAUCACCCGAUCGACUCUACAAAGCUUGCUUUCUCAGAGGCUGCAUUCAAUACAGUCCCAGGAAAAUGAGUUGCUUGAUUACGAGCCUCAACUUUAUACCUUUGAGGACAACUCUGAGAACUUUGCAGACCUUGACCCCAUAGACCUGCCCAGUAAUGAGUUUGAUCCUGAGCUUUUCUCUGACCUUGGACCAGCAUUUAAGCAUCUGGCUUCUAUCUGUAACCCAGGGACAAUGUCAAAAACAGAAGUGAUGAAGAAUGGGACUAGAUAGUCUAGUGAUCAGGGGAUGGAUUCACAAAACAUUUUUAACAAUAAAAUGUCCCAUGUUUUCCACAUGGACAUGUCGCCAUGUUUCACAUAUGAUCACAUGGAUUUCACAUGGAAACUGUUCCAAAACCACGUUUUACAUAUGCAACGUAUGAAUUAUACAUUUGAUCUAAAUGUGUUUUUUCACAUGUGUAAUUCGUCGCAAUUCAGUAACGACAACUUUACUAAAAAUAGUGUCCUUGUUUUUAAUUUUAGACAUUUUCGUCAGAAUUAACAUAUGGGAGCGUUAAUAUACCGGACACGUUCACAACGCUAGACACACACACACACACACACACACACACACACACACACAGAGAUAGGCUACAGGGUGCAGAGAUCACAAAAAGAAAAAAAAGAUGAUUUAAAAGUUUAAAUCAUGAAUGCAACAGACCGAUCCAUUAUGAGACAGACUCUUUAAAAAUAACUAGGCCAGUUUAAAUACACAGGGCAUUAAAAACGUGAUGCCAAGUACUGAACUCCAGUCAAGGUGGUCGCGACGAAAUAGUGUGCACACUGAUUAUGAUUGAUUAUUAGGGUAGCCUAAUCUGCGAGAAGAGCAAAAAAACACGGCCUUUAAAGUGUUCUUCAGCAAGAAUCACCAUUCAGUAUAACACCAAAGUCAUUUUCUUUUUACGAAAAAUAUGUUCAUAAAAAAAAACAUUUGACAACUUUAGAUUUUUUAAAGAAGUGCACUCAGGAAUAUUCUUAUGAACUUCAUGGAAUUUAUCUUGAAGUUAGCAUAAAUGGAAGUUUUGAUAGUCCUUCAUUCCCUAUUGUGACAUAUAUCCCAGUGAAACAUCUCGAACAAGAAAAAAAAAAAAAAAAGUAGGACGGGACUUAAUUGCAUUGAUUGGAUCUUCGUUGUUUUCUAUUGCUGCAAUCUCAUGUGAGUAACAGGUUGUCCCGCCCUAGUAAAAAACACAUCAUCAAAACUAUCAUUGUGACUUUCACAACGAAAUGUCAAAAGUUCUUUCUUAAGAAGGCUUUUGUGAAUCCAGCCCCAGGAUGUUGAAGAUGUUUUACAUUCUUAUACAGGACUGGUUAUUUUGAACAGAAGGGUUAAUUGUUUCAAAAGAAAAAAAAAAAAUAGUGAUAAUAAUUAGAGAGAUUUUUUUUUUUUUUUUAAUGUCCCUCAUAGAUAAAGUUUGAUUGGUAUUGGUAUUAUUAUUAUUUCACAAUAGAUUUUUUUUUUUUUUUUUUUUUUUUUUAAUGUGUGCCUGAAAUAGGAUUGUGUGAUUGCAUUGUUUAUUUUGUAAUUUCUAUGACAAAUGGCAAAUAUUAUAUAUAAGCAUUCACUUGUCUAUAGUUUUCCAGGUUAUAAAAGAAUGUUCAGUGCAUACUUUUACAACCUAAAAUUCUCAAUUUGCCACUUAUGCAAAUGGUCUCAAAUCUUGACAUUAGAGAUUCAAGAAAGUGAAAUUCACACUUUGAGUUUGAAGCCAAAAUAGUCUUUUUUCAAGUACAAGAGAUGUCACCUGCAAAGAUAGCCUAUAUUUCAAGUGUGAGUAAACUGCACCUGCAAAGAAAAGUUAUUACUACCUCAAUUUGAGGAAAUGCAAUGAUCUUUAUUUUGUUUUUAGAGUGAUUGUUUACAUGUCAAAAUAUAUGAUGCAAGUAAAAACAUUGUACUCAGGGUUACAUAGAAUCGUAUCCUUAAUCAGUUACUGGCAUGUUUUGUAAGAUGGUUGUAUCUUAACCAUUGAAAAGUCUUUUUGUACGCAUCAAAAAGUAGAAAGUACACAUCAAAAGUAGAAAGGCAAAAAAUCUACAGAAAUGUAGAAGAAAUCAUGGAAUGUCAAAACUUACCUGUAACAAUGUAUUGUUGCCUUUGACCCAGUGCUUAAGUGGGAAAAAAUGUGAUUGUUUCUUACCUUAUUCUCUUACUUAAAAUGUUUGUUUAGUAGAUGUUUUCUUGCUAUCUCUACAAUCACACAAUUGUCUGUCUUACAUUGUUGUGCUGU